Molecule: messenger RNA, 486 nt
Organism: Acaulospora morrowiae
Lineage: Eukaryota; Fungi; Glomeromycota; Glomeromycetes; Diversisporales; Acaulosporaceae
Source: the annotation of a GenBank genome assembly
GAGGAAUCCGGACUAUCAGAAAUAGUAAAAAAAGAGAUUAAAUGUGCAAACAUCGAAUAUCGCAAAAUCGAUUGGAAAACCAUUCAAAGUGAAUUUAAUAUUAAGUUCAGAUUAAACAGGAAUAUCAAAUCGCUACAAGAAAAGUAUAAUAAACACUUGAGAGCAGAUGUCUAUAUAAGUGAUUCCGAGGGAAAAAGGAGAUCAUAUCCGUUCACUGGUGAACAUGUUGAGUUGAUUUUAAGUGCCAAAUUAAAUGAACUCGGAAGAUGGCCGUGGAAAUUCCUAUCCGAGGAAAUUAAUAAACAUCUUCCUAUUUCUAAAGUUAGAUGCACGCCGAAUCAAGUAAAAAAUAAAUACCAUACGGAAAAAGAAAAGCAAAAGAAAAUGGCUGGAUUCGCACUCAUAGAUAUGUCAAUUAAAGAAUCCCUUGUAAAUAAGUCCAAGACUUUGAGCAAUGUUAUGAGGAUCGAGAAUUUGCUCAAUUGA